Messenger RNA from Xyrauchen texanus (razorback sucker), 4286 nucleotides. Its product is annotated as nuclear cap-binding protein subunit 1-like. Gene Ontology annotation, molecular function: protein binding; mRNA binding; RNA cap binding. The record is from RefSeq and is a predicted model, not a curated record. Gene Ontology annotation, cellular component: nucleus; nuclear cap binding complex. NCBI's taxonomy places the organism in Eukaryota, Metazoa, Chordata, Actinopteri, Cypriniformes, Catostomidae. Gene Ontology annotation, biological process: regulation of mRNA processing; nuclear-transcribed mRNA catabolic process, nonsense-mediated decay; mRNA export from nucleus. The transcript is spliced from 23 exons. The coding region runs from base 201 to 2594 and encodes 797 amino acids.
AUUAAAUCAACCGCCUUUAUUUUUCUCGUGUGUCUUUCGGUUGUUAUCAUUCAAAGCGUCGUGCUUUACUGUACGGAAUUCAGUGGACAUAAUACGUUAAAUAAACGUGUGUGUGUAUAUAUAUAUAUAUAUACGUACACGUAUAUAUAGAGAGAGGGGUUUUCAUUUUAUCUUAAGGGUUUGUGUUUUUCUGUUGAGAAAUGUCCCGGCGCAGACACAGCGAUGAGAAUGAUGGAGGCUCUCAGCCUCACAAACGGAGGAGAACUUCAGAACCUAUUGAGAUUGAAGACCGUCUGGAGUCACUGAUUUGCAGAGUGGGAGAGAAGAGUACAUCCUCCUUGGAGAGCAAUUUGGAGGGUCUUGCUGGCGUCCUGGAAGCUGAUCUCCCAAAUUAUAAAAGCAAAAUCCUGCGAAUCUUAUGUUCUGUUGCUAGGCUUUUGCCGGAGAAGUUGACGGUAUACAGCACACUGGCAGGGCUUCUCAAUGCUCGCAACUACAACUUUGGAGGAGAGUUUGUGGAGGCUAUGAUCCGACAACUUAAGGAGACUCUAAAGUCAAACCUGUACUCUGAGGCCCUUUAUUUGGUGCGAUUCCUCAGUGACCUGGUAAACUGUCACGUCAUCGCUGCUCCCUCCAUGGUCGCUAUGUUUGAGAACUUCGUCAGCGUCACUCAGGAAGAGGACAUACCACAGGUGCGGUCUGACUGGUAUGUGUAUGCCGUGCUGUCAAGUCUGCCUUGGGUCGGGAAGGAACUGUAUGAGAAGAAAGAUGUGGAAAUGGAUCGCUUGCUCAACCAAAUUGAGGGUUAUCUAAAGCGGCGACAGAAGACUCAUGUUCCCAUGCUGCAGGUGUGGACUGCAGAAAAGCCCCACCCACAGGAAGAGUAUCUGGACUGUCUCUGGGCUCAGGUGCAGAAACUGAAGAAGGAUCGCUGGCAGGAACGUCACAUUCUGCGUCCAUAUAUCGCAUUCGAUAGCGUGCUGUGUGAAGCCCUGCAGCACAACCUACCACCUUUUACCCCUCCAGCACACUCUGACGAUGCCAUCUACCCCAUGCCCCGUGUCGUCUUCCGCAUGUUUGAUUACACUGAUGCCCCAGAGGGGCCAGUGAUGCCAGGCAGUCAUUCAGUGGAGCGGUUUGUGAUUGAAGAGAACCUGCACUGCAUCAUCAACUCUCACUGGAAAGAGAGGAAAACAUGUGCUGCCCAGUUGCUCAGCUACCCUGGCAAAAACAAGAUACCCCUUAACUACCAUAUUGUGGAGGUGAUAUUUGGUGGGUUAUUCAAGCUGCCGACUGCUCCGCACAUUGAUGUCAUGUACACUGCUUUACUCAUUGAACUCUGCAAACUGCAGCCGGGCUCUUUACCGCAAGUCCUCGCCCAAGCCACUGAAAUGAUGUACAUGAGACUGGACACAAUGAAUACAAUAUGUGCAGACCGACUCAUCAAUUGGUUCUCGCAUCAUUUGAGUAACUUCCAGUUCAGAUGGAGCUGGGAUGACUGGGCUGACUGUUUGACUCAAGAUAUUGAAAAUCCCAAACCCAAGUUUGUUAAAGAGGUUUUGGAAAAGUGUAUGAGGUUGUCAUACCAUCAUCGGAUAGUGGACAUUGUUCUUCCGAGCUUCUCUGCUUUGAUUCCCGCUGAACCUGUGUGCCAUUACAAAUAUACAGAAGAGUCCAGCAGUUCAUUGCCUGGAUUUGCUAUGGCAAACACAGUGGCUAACGCUAUCAAAAACCGUGCAUCAAAUGAAGAGAUUCUUACUGUACUAAAAGAUGUGCCCAAUCCAAACCAGGAUGAUGAUGAUGAUGAGGGCGACAGCUUCAACCCUCUGAAGAUUGAUGUGUUCCUGCAGACGCUGCUCCAUUUAGCUGCCAAGUCCUUAAGUCAUUCCUUCAGUGCUCUGGCCAAAUUCCACGAGGUUCUGAAGAACCUUACAGAGAGUGACGAGGGGAAACUGCACAUCCUCAGGGUUCUCUAUGAUUUCUGGAAGGGCCACCCUCAGAUGAUCUAUGUGUUGGUAGACAAGUUUAUUAGGACUCAGAUCGUGGACUGUGCAGCAGUGGCCAACUGGAUAUUCUCUCCUGAAAUGGCUCAUGAUUUCACCAGGUUUUACGUGUGGGAGAUUCUUCAUUCGACCAUCCGCAAGAUGAACAAACAUGUGCAGAAGAUCCAGAAAGAGCUGGAUGAGGCGAAAGAAAAGCUGGAAAAGCAGCACAACAAAAAGCAGCGGGACAGCGGUGAUGAAGAGGACAUGGAGAAGAACAGUGAGGAUGAGGAGGGUCAACUGGAGGAACAGAUCGAGAGGCUGCAGGAGAAGGUGGAGUCUGCCCAGAGCGAACAGAAGAACCUGUUCCUCGUUAUUUUCCAGCGCUUCAUUAUGUUACUGACGGAGCACCUGGUUCGCUGUGAAACAAGCAGCAUUGACAUCAACACCAGCUGGUACAAGAACUGCAUCGAGAGGCUACAGCAGAUCUUUCUCAUGUAUCAUGUGAUUAUCCAGCAGUAUAUGGGCACCCUGGAGAACCUGCUUUUCACGGCUGAGCUCGACCAUCACAUCCUGGCUGUGUACCAGCAGUUCUGCGCUCUGCAGCUUUGAGGUCCCUCAGUGCAUCACUUCAGACUGUCACACCUGCCUCUUCAUGUGGUGUUUCAAGGAUUAGCUGCAUCCACCAGAAACAUUGGAGAUGUUUUUUUUUUUUUUUUUUUAUGUAGAGAUAUUGGAAAAUGUCAGACCCUUUUUAGGGCCUUUGAUAUGUUUGUGUGGCUUUUCUUUUUCCUAUUCUUUAUUCUUUUCUUUUUUUUACUCAAUUGUCAUUACUCUUUGAAAAGUGUAGAUCUUUUAAAAUGCCCAUCAUUUUGAAAAACGAGGACAAACAUCUGAAACUACUGCGUUUUUUGUCAUUUUUUUUAUGUAAAAAUUAUUAAAUUGAGUUGCGCCAUAAGUCUCGAGUCUGUAUUGUGGAUGAUGUGCCUCUGUAGAGCCGCCAGAGCCACUGUAAUACUACGUUUUGGAUGAUGAAAUAUUUUCUUAUAUAUAUAUAUAUAUAUAUCUUGUACUAGGUGGUGUUAAUAUAUACACACAGACACACACACACACUAUCAGCCAAAAGUUUCAAAACUCUUCAUCUGGUGAAUAUAUAGGCUAUUAAAAGCUAAAUUUGGUAAAUACUUAAAUAUAGAGCAUAGCAAUGGAGAAAAGUCCCUUGUGUAUAUUGGGCUUGUUUAUAGUUAAAAGACCCACGUUAUGCACAACACCUUAAUUUUAACUGGUUAUUAUUGGGAUUUUGGUUGACCAAAUAAACUGCAUCUGGGAUUUUUAUUCAUUUUGGUAUUUAGUUGGUAAAUUAUUCCAAUUUUUUUUGCCACCAGUGUGUGUGUGUGUGUAUACACAUAUGUGUAUUUUUUUAUAUAUAUAUAUAUAUAUAUAUAACCUGAUUGUGUCUCUUGUGCUUUGUUCUUGAAUGCCUCUCACCAUGUCAGGCAUGUCUUUUAAUGUGGAGUGGAAAAUCUGCUGUUCUUUACUGGUGAGAUGUGGAUUUUACAAAAUCAAGUCUUGCCAUGGGAAAUCAGUGAUGUUUGGUUCUUGUUAAUAUUGUUAAAUGAAUCUGCUGGAUGUUCAUGCUCUGCUAUGAUUUAGAUUAAAAAAUACAAUUAUUUCAUGAAAAAAAUCUGGGUUACAGUGAGGCACUUACAAUAGAGCCGAAUGGGGCCAAUGCAUAAACAGUUUCAGAAGUAUAGCCACAAGAUGUAAACUAUGUGUAUGAAAACAUGAUUUUAGUGUGAUAAACUUUUCUGUGUGAAGUUGUUCAAUUUUCAAAGUCAUUGCCAUGAUGACAUAAUGCUGUAAACCCUAAAAUAUAAAAAAAUGAUUAAGACUUUAUGUAAGUGCUUUUAGAUAAUUAUAAGCUUCCCAUUUCUGCCGUUAAGCUCUCCAAAAAAAAUUCCCCCAUUCACUUGAAAGUGCCUCAGUGUAACUUCGAUUUCUGACAAUGGCAGUUUUUGUAUUUUGUUUUUGGCACUCAACAUUAUGCCACAAAUGCUGAUGGGUGAGCUUAACCUGUAUUAAACCCAAAAUAUUCCUUUAAGAUGCCAUUUAUGGGACUUGCAGAUAAAUAAUUUGUGAUCAAUGACUAAAUAUCCUGCAUGAUAUAAAAUAUUAUAACAUUUUAUAGUUAUACAAAAUUAUUUCAGAAAUACCACACUGAUAUAUAUAUAUAUAUAUAAUUUUGAUUUUAUGAGGCAUUUUGUCUUUUUAUAGGGCAUUUUAUCUAAUCAAAUAAAAAAAAUA